AUGGCCUCCACGCCCACCGUUGCCAAGUCGCCGCCGGUGCUUAUCCCGCCGGCCGGGCCAACCCCGGGCGGCACACUCCCGCUCUCAUGCAUCGACAAGGCAUUCGGUGGUUCAGGAUUCGUGAGCCUCAUCCAGGUGACGGCCGUCGUGUUUAAGUGCCGCGCGCUGGCACUGGCGGCGGCGCUCCCGGACGACGCCGAGGUCCGGGUCAGCUUCGCCGUCAGUACGCGGCACCUCCUCCGCGGCGUGCUGCCGGCGGUGGACGGUUACUACGGCAACUGCGUGUACAUGGCGUGCGUCGCUAGGACCAGCAGGGCCGCCCGGGAGUUGGCGCUGGUGGAGCUGGUCGGCGCGGUACGGGAAGCGAAGGAGGCCGUCGCCGCGGGGUUCGCGGACUGGAUGCGCGGCGUCGAUCGCCCCGACGUGCCGCUGGACUACAGCACGGCGACUCUGUUGGACUGGAGCCGCCUCGGGUUCGAUGAGGUGGACUACGGCUUCGGCGUGCCAGGGUACGUAUGCCCUCACGACGAGCAGGUCAACUUCGCCGCGACGCUCCUAUUCGUCAGGCCGCCGGCGCCCAGGCGCGAGGGGAUCCGGGUGCUGCUCCGCUGCGUCGAGGAGCCGCACGCCGCCAUGUUUGCUGCCGAGCUUGCCAAAUUCGCCUAG
Lolium rigidum is the source of this 666-nucleotide messenger RNA. Its product is annotated as acyl transferase 4-like. The transcript is spliced from 2 exons. NCBI's taxonomy places the organism in Eukaryota, Viridiplantae, Streptophyta, Magnoliopsida, Poales, Poaceae. The coding region runs from base 1 to 666 and encodes 221 amino acids. The record is from RefSeq and is a predicted model, not a curated record.